UUCUUCCACUUGCCCCCCCUUCUUCAAACACACACGCGCUGUCGUCUCCACCUUCUCCUCCAUGCCGCUGCAAAGAAGGAAGCUAAUGAAGACGUAAAAAAACAACAACAACAGCAACAAAAAGGAGAAGCUGGAGGUGUGUUUUCCUCUGAGCGGUGCAGGCGUCACAGCGGGUCUGGAGCACGGGACUGAGGGAGCCGCAUCACGGACUGAGCGGCGGAGGGAGGAGGCGACUGAGCCUCGUAAACACGACAGAAAACGGGAGAACUGGGCGGCAGACAGCGGCGGCUAUCGCCCCCCAUCAACACCGCGUUCCUUAUUAUCUUUUUUUAUUAGUAUUUUACACUGUUUGGCUUUGCUAAUUUCAUAGUCAGCUCGGCGUUUCCUUCCCCUUAUUUUAUUAUUAUUUUUUCUGGAUUUUUUUUAAAUAUAUAUAUAUAACCUCCGGAGGUAAAAGGCAGGUUUGUGUCACCACCGCGGUCGACAGGACUCCUGCUCGGGACGGUUUCAGCUGCAGCUCCGCCGGAUACAACCAGGGGAGAGCAGAGGCGAGAUGACCGUAGAGUAACCCGGCUGAAAGCAGCGAAGAGCCACCCUCCUCCUCCCCCUCCUCCUCCCCCUCCUCCUCCUCCUGCCUUCCUCCGGUUAUCACCGAGUGUCCCCCGCCGCCGAUGCGAUGGUCCAGCGGCUGCCGCAGCAAAGCGAGCAGGCUUGACUGAGAGCAGCAGGGCUCCCCUGCACCAUGAACCUCUGAAAGACAUCCGACACAGGCACAGAUGGGCAGCAACGCAGGGGAGAGGAAGUUUGCAACAACAGUGUGACAGCGACUGCUGGCAUGAGCACAUUGGAUUAAUUUGGACAGUCAUGUCUUGGCUUAGAGGGGCCGUGUCCUCCCUAGGCCUGCAGACAGCACGCACAAAAUGCCGGCGGCUGCUCCGUUCGAUGAAAAUGCGACGGCACAGAGUGUUCUUGCUGUGCACGGUUGGUCUGUGCGUCAUCUCCUUCCUCCACUAUUACAAGGCCCUCCAUUACGUCUCCCUGCUGCGUGAGCUCUCCGCUCCAUACCCCAACAUCAAGUCCUUCAUCAUGGUCUCUGGAUUCUUCUGGAGGGAGAAGGGACUGGCUACCACUCCGCUCAGCCCUGCCUCUCCCGAAGAAGSCCCUGGUCUCAGCCAUCUGGACCCCAAAUUUGGAGGAGGGGCAGGUUCUUUAGUGGGUGAAGGAGGGCGAGGCCAGAUUGAAAGACAGGGCAAUCCUCAACAUCGCUGGRAAAUUCAUGAUGAAAAUGAAAUUGGAGACAUAAAAAAGGAGAGGCUAAAUGAAAACCAUCAUGCUCUGCCUAUUGGACCAAAACCCCCAGAAGCACCAUUGGACCCCUUAAAAUCAAUGGGGGACCUUCAUACCCGUCUUUAUGAACUCCAAGAUGACAAGACACCUUAUUUUGUCCACACGAAAAAUGGAGCUUUUUGUUUCAAACAGGGAAUGGAGGUGGCUACCCCAAAGGAAUACCCUAUAAAAGGAGAGGCUGGAGCUAAAGAAGUCGAAAAAGUGGGUCAAGCCGCACAACGGAAACCUCUGGAGCUUCAGCAACAGCCCUCCAUGGCUCCAAAGGCUAAAGCACGAUCCAAGCGCGGCGGAAAGCGGCUGGUUAAGUGUGUAUGUCGACCCGGGUGGCAUGGACCUUAUUGUGGAGUUCCCACCAUGGUGUACCACUCCAAUCUGCCAACCAAGGAGCGGCUGACGCCCAGGGAGACCCCACGGAGGGUGAUCAACGCCAUCAACGUCAAUCAUGAGUUCGACCUGUUGCACGUACGCUUUCGUGAGCUUGCGCAGGCUGUAGAUUUAUUCAUUGUGUGUGAAUCUAACUUUACUGCCUAUGGAGAAAAACGGCCUUUAAGUUUUCUGCGCCUUCUUCUAAAUGGUACGUAUGAUUACGUACGUCACAAGAUCGUGUACGUGUUCCUGAACCACUUCCCGGAGGGUGGUCGACAGGAUGGCUGGAUAGCCGAUGACUAUCUGCGAACCUUCCUGACACGCGACGGCUUGUCCCGGUUGAGGGGGGCAAGGCCUGAUGACGUGUUUGUGAUCAACGAUGCGGAUGAAAUCCCAGCGCAAGAAGGCCUCCUUUUCCUCAAGUUGUUCGAUGGCUGGACAGAGCCUUUCGCCAUACACAUGCGCAAGUCACUGUACGGCUUUUUCUGGAAGCAGUUUGGGUCUCUAGAGGUGAUCUCCGGCUGCACCCUGGGGAUGCUCCAAAGCGUCUACGAUAAUGACGGCAUCAAGCUGCGACGUCGGGAGUACUACACUAUGCCUGGUUUCCGAAAGUACGAGAACAGCACUGGCCACAUCCUGGUGCAGUGGUCGGUGGGGAGCCCCUUCCACUACGCUGGGUGGCACUGCUCUUGGUGCUUCACGCCUGAGGGGAUCUUCUUCAAGCUGGUGUCGGCACAGAAUGGAGACUUCCCUCGGUGGGGUGAUUACGAGGACAAGCGCGACCUCAACUACAUCCGGGAACUAAUCCGGACAGGGGGCUGGUUUGAUGGCUCUGUACAGGAGUAUCCCUCUGUGGACCCCAAAGAGCAUAUGUAUGCCCCUAAAUACAUGCUGGAGCACUUCAACAGGUACCGCUACCUCUUGGAAAACCCUUAUAAACAAAGAGAGAAUGAGAUCUAAGACAGGUGGGAAAUAUAUGCUAACUAGUAGAGCAUAUCUGAGGCCCCAGCACUGAGCUUUGAAGGUGGAAUGUUACUGAGGAACUAAAUCAUUCUGUGGAGCUAAAUGUACCUCCAAUCAGCAACAAUAAUGUUGCAUGGAUUAAACACUUUAUUUUGGGGUAAAAAGAAAAAGGGAACACUGUAUCGCGACUAGAGGAUUUACAAGGUGAGCAUCAAGAGGAUACAACCACUGGAUAAACAAUAUGAUCCUCCCUACCUGUUUUUGUUGUUAUUUACCUUAGAGAGGCCAAGCUGUCUCUCCUCACCCAUCUUUUCGUUUUCUUUGUCUGCCACCUGGCACGCCUGUGAUAAUUGGAUGGCUUUAGGAAAAAAAAAGGAGAGGAAAAAUAAAAGCCAGGGRUAUUUUACAGGCACAUCGAGAUGAAAACUCUGGACUGCAAAAACUGUCCGCCUAAUCAAGUUUUAAAAUCUUAUAUCCAGCCAAAAAGUCUUUUUGAUCUUGUUUUGA
Austrofundulus limnaeus is the source of this 3183-nucleotide messenger RNA. RefSeq names its product beta-1,4-mannosyl-glycoprotein 4-beta-N-acetylglucosaminyltransferase b (gene mgat3b). The coding region runs from base 865 to 2673 and encodes 602 amino acids. NCBI's taxonomy places the organism in Eukaryota, Metazoa, Chordata, Actinopteri, Cyprinodontiformes, Rivulidae. Gene Ontology annotation, cellular component: membrane. The record is from RefSeq and is a predicted model, not a curated record. Gene Ontology annotation, biological process: N-acetylglucosamine metabolic process. Gene Ontology annotation, molecular function: beta-1,4-mannosylglycoprotein 4-beta-N-acetylglucosaminyltransferase activity. The transcript is spliced from 6 exons.